AGCUGAUCAGAGGGAAAGCACACUGCCAGUCCAGCUCCAGCAAAGCGCAAUCACUCUCUAACCUCCAACUUUUUCCACAUAUCUCAUCACUUUGACUCGAUAUUAUUUUCUUAUCAUUUCGAAGGAGGUUCUGCACAGUUGAGAUUUUUUUUUGAAAGCAUUACGUUUGCCUGCCAGAGAGUUGACUUUACACUUGACUUCAGCGUCGACACCGUGAUGCUAUUCUCGCAUAAAAGAAAAAAGGAAGAUUCGGCGAUAUUUUUAUUAAUUGAGUGAUUUUUUUUUUUUCCAAGACUUCCGCGGGAACUUAAAAUUGCUUGGUGUUGGUAUAAACAAGAGCUUGCUUUCCGCAUUGUUCCUUUUGCUUGUGUAUACUGUUAAAGUACCAUUCAAGUACCAUCGAUCGAUUUCAUUCGCGUUCAUCAUCCUGCUUGAUUAUAACUAUAUUGUGUUUUUUUUCAUUGAUGGCUUUCCUGAAUGGCUGACUGCAGGCGCAUUUGGACUUGGCCUCUCAGUCAUCGCACAACGUUUAACACAUAAGCGUUGUCUGCCCACCUAAAUAUAGAUAUCAAAUAUCUAUGUUUUAAUUUUUUUUUUCUCUCCACGCUUUAACGGACAUCGGACCCCGGCAUAUAACGCGUGCUUUUCCGAUCAUCUUUACUUGCUGAGACCAGCGUGCUCCAGUGUGCCCAAGCUGUAUCCGAAGCACUACAAAUACCGAAAGACGGAAGAUAAAAAGAAAGUUCUCUAACGCUGGUCCAUAGAUAUGGCAAUGGCAGUGUGGAGAGGCUCCCAGGACGAUGUGGCCGACACCCACGGCGCCCUCUCUUCGCAGACCACCCCAGGAGGACCUCUGUCCCUACCAGCUCCUCAGCCAGGCCAGCUGAACCUGGCCGCCUCUCAGGUCGCCCCUCCGACCCCGCAGACCCCCGUCCAGGGCGGACCCCCGAGCGCCACGGCGCAGUCCACGCCGACGAACCACAGCGCGCAGAGCCAGACGGCGGAGAAGCAGCAGCCGCAGCACAUCGAGUGCGUGGUGUGCGGGGACAAGUCGAGCGGCAAGCACUACGGCCAGUUCACUUGCGAGGGCUGCAAGAGCUUCUUCAAGCGCAGCGUCCGCAGGAACCUCACUUACACAUGUCGGGCCAACAGGAACUGUCCCAUCGACCAGCACCACCGCAAUCAGUGUCAGCACUGCCGCUUGAAAAAAUGCCUCAAAGUGGGCAUGAGGCGAGAAGCAGUUCAAAGAGGUCGGAUGCCUCCCACACAACCACACCAUGGUCAGUUUGCCUUGACAAAUGGAGAUCCUCUACACUGCCAUUCUUACUUGUCCGGAUAUAUCUCUCUUCUUCUGAGAGCGGAACCCUACCCAACAUCUCGAUAUGGUAGUCAAUGUAUGCAGCCCAAUAACAUCAUGGGCAUUGAGAACAUUUGCGAACUUGCAGCCAGGAUGCUGUUUAGUGCCGUGGAGUGGGCCAGGAAUAUCCCCUUCUUCCCAGACCUCCAGAUUACGGACCAGGUGGCACUUCUGAGGUUGACCUGGAGUGAGUUGUUUGUGCUCAACGCUGCACAAUGUUCCAUGCCACUUCAUGUGGCUCCUCUGUUGGCAGCAGCUGGCCUUCACGCCUCCCCAAUGUCUGCAGAUAGAGUUGUUGCCUUCAUGGACCACAUUAGGAUCUUCCAAGAACAAGUGGAAAAGCUGAAAGCUUUACACGUUGACUCUGCUGAAUACAGUUGCUUAAAGGCCAUAGUUCUUUUCACCUCAGACGCCUGCGGUCUGUCGGACGUGGCCCAUGUGGAGAGCCUGCAGGAGAAGUCCCAGUGCGCCCUCGAGGAGUACGUGAGGAGCCAGUACCCGAACCAGCCCACCCGCUUCGGCAAACUCUUGCUGCGCCUGCCCUCCCUCCGCACAGUCUCCUCUUCCGUCAUAGAGCAAUUAUUUUUCGUCCGUUUGGUAGGUAAAACCCCAAUCGAAACCCUCAUCAGGGACAUGUUGCUGUCGGGAAGCAGUUUUAACUGGCCUUACAUGCCCAUUCAAUAAACUAGCGAAGGAAACAAAGAGGACACAGACACUACAGUAUACACUGCUUCUUUUUUAGAAAGGAAAAACGCCUGUUACACAAAUGUACUUUAUUCCCACGAAAGACUCUUUUUCU
Molecule: messenger RNA, 2156 nt
Organism: Scleropages formosus (Asian bonytongue)
Lineage: Eukaryota; Metazoa; Chordata; Actinopteri; Osteoglossiformes; Osteoglossidae
Gene: nr2f2
Product: nuclear receptor subfamily 2, group F, member 2
Exons: 3
Coding region: 767-2041 (424 amino acids)
Biological process (GO): regulation of DNA-templated transcription
Molecular function (GO): sequence-specific DNA binding; zinc ion binding; DNA-binding transcription factor activity
Source: RefSeq, a predicted model, not a curated record